Molecule: messenger RNA, 2043 nt
Organism: Sclerotinia sclerotiorum 1980 UF-70
Lineage: Eukaryota; Fungi; Ascomycota; Leotiomycetes; Helotiales; Sclerotiniaceae
Exons: 5
Coding region: 1-2043 (680 amino acids)
Source: RefSeq, a predicted model, not a curated record
AUGGCUUCUCUUACCCUUAACAUGCUACAGGAACCAAGAAUUCAAAUCUUCCUCUUAGGAGCAACUUUAUUUCUCUUCAUUGCUGUUAUUUUCAUCACAAUAACUACUACUUUUACCUCCAAAAGCUCAGAGCAAGAAGAAACACCAAGCGCGUUGAAAUCUUUCCUCAAAUUUUUCUACGCCUCGUUUCUCAAACCACAUAAUGGAGAUGGAACUGAGAAUGGCCAGCAAGAUGCUUUGGAAAGUUUUUACAAAGCACAAGCGAGUGUCUAUGAUGCGACAAGGAAAAGAUUAUUGAGGGGAAGAGAAGAUAUGUUAGCGCUGGUGGCGGCACAAUUGGUUAAUAAGAAGAAUAGGGAACAUAGGCAUGAGACGAGACGGAUUUGGGUGGAUAUUGGCGGUGGAACCGGAUGGAACAUCGAAGCCAUGUCUAAAUAUGUUUCAGUCCCAGAGUUCUUCUCCAGUAUAUAUCUUGUCGAUUUCUCACCCAGUCUCUGUGAAGUCGCACGAAAACGAUUCCAGCGUCUUGGCUGGAAAAAUGUCAAAGUCGUAUGUCAGGACGCUCGUACCUUUCGUCUCGAAGAUCAUGAAGAUCUAGAUAUUGGAAGUGUUGGCUUCUCGCAGUCGCCUACCUCCAAUUAUUUCUCAGAUGCAAAUGGUGUUAGUGGUGCGGAUCUUAUUACUUUGUCCUACAGUCUAUCUAUGAUUCCUGACUUUUAUUCGGUCAUCGAUUCUUUAGCGAAGUUACUUGCUCCCACGGGAACAAUAGGUGUUGUAGAUUUCUACGUCCAAUCAAUUGUGGAUCUCAGCUGUAGAAACUACACAGGCGGCAUGAUAAACCGCCAUGUGAAUUGGCUAGGAAGACUAUUCUGGCGCGCUUGGUUCGAUGUCGAUCGUGUGAAUCUAGAGGCUGGUCGGAGAGAUUACCUCGAAUAUCGAUUCGGCACUGUCCUCAGCGCAGACUCGAGAAAUUACCUUUUAGGUUCUAUCCCUUACUACAUGUGGCUCGGUUGUCAAAAGAAACCCGCAUCUUCACUCGCGGCUCCAAAUUAUCCCCAUGAAAUAGUCGAACGACUUGAUGCUGCUGCAACGGAAUCUCCCCAAGUUUUCACAGACAAUUCUCGCGGUUUAUACGAUACGGGUGGUUCUCGCCACGCUAUUCGCAUCAUUCGUCUCUUAUCCCAAACCCUCGGUUUUAGUCGUGAAAUCAAAGCUCUACUGCACUCCAAAACACUCAACGAACAGCGCGAAAUUUGGAAAUCGAAGAUUCGUCCUGUAAUUAUGAGUAGACUAUUCGCCUACCUCGUUGUAUCUCAAGAGAAAUUCCUCUGGAAUGCACUCGGGGUACCGAAAAACCAACUCCACAUGUUAGAAGCGGAUUAUAUUGCGUCUGAAAGCGCAGCGCGAAAUGCGUCGCCGUUGGAAUAUUCAGAAACAGAUUUAAAGAGGAGUAAAGGGCGUGCAGUGUGGGAGUAUAUGGUUCAGACGCUAGAUCCAGUAAUUGAGAGUUCGGUGAUUGGGGAGGAGAAUCCGUAUUAUCUUGUUUGUCUCCAGGGGUUUUACACGCGGAAAUGUCAUCCAGAUUAUUUGAGGGCGGGGGCUCAUCGCAGCUUGUCGCGUCCUGGGGCGUUUGAUGGGUUGAGGAUUCAUACGGAUGAGAUUGAGGAGGUGUUGCGGAGGAUGGCCCCGGGUACGCUUACUAUCGCUGUUGUGAUGGAUAGUAUGGAUUGGUUUGAUCCAGGGGCCGAGGCUGCAGAAAUGCAGAUUAGGAAGUUGAGUAAGGCAUUGAAGAUGGGUGGGAGAGUAUUGUUAAGAAGUGCAGCGUUGACACCGUGGUAUAUUGCCACAUUUGAGAGAUUGGGAUUCAGGGGUAAGAGAGUGGGUGCGAGAAUUGGAGGGGCUUGUAUUGAUCGUGUUAAUAUGUAUGCUUCCUGCUACUUACUAACUAAAGUCGAAGAUCUGGAACUGUUGAGUCCGGCAUCUAGUCCUGCGGGUAUUUCAGGCAGACAAGGAUCCAUGGAUUUGGAGAAGUUGGAAAUUUGA